Molecule: messenger RNA, 1356 nt
Organism: Corticium candelabrum
Lineage: Eukaryota; Metazoa; Porifera; Homoscleromorpha; Homosclerophorida; Plakinidae
Exons: 4
Coding region: 1-1356 (451 amino acids)
Source: RefSeq, a predicted model, not a curated record
AUGGCUAAUCAUUACUACAGACAGUAUCGUGGUGAACAUGUUUGUGUUGAUGCAAAUGCUGAGUCUGGAGAUCGUUCAAUUAGUAAAGGCGAAGCACAGUUUCAUUUUACUGAGUUUCAAUGUGGUGCCUUGCCAUGCAGUAAGUUCCCAUCAAAUCGAGAAGUUCCAUGUGUUGUCUGUUCGAGAGAGAGAGUUGGUGGCACUACAUAUGUGCACUGGGGUAAAAAGAGUUGCCCUAGUCCAUCGCAGCUUGUGUAUUCUGGCCACGCUGCUGGAGCAAAGAGCUCUGAACAGGGUGGUGGUGCAAAUCCUUUGUGCCUUGAUGGUAGUCCAUCGUAUGAUCUGCAGUAUAGUGAUGAUGAUCAAGAUGGUGCAAGGCUUUAUGGAGUUAAAUAUGGAACUAGUGGUUAUGGAUUAGGUGGCAGCUUUUCUUCUGUCUCUUCUUACACCAUACCUUGUGCAGUCUGCUUUACAUCAUCCGUGUAUUCUAUAACCAUGGUUUCAGGGAGAGGUGACUGCCCAAGAGAUUGGAAGAUAGAGUACAGCGGUUAUCUCUUUGCUGCACACUAUAGUCAUUAUAAGUCAAAUUGGGUGUGUAUUGAUGGGAAGCCUGAUACCUUAAGUUAUCACUCUGGUUCAGGUGGUUGGUGGUAUCCUACUGAAAUUGAAUGUGGUAGCAUUUCUUGUGACAAUGUGGAGGGUCGAUACAGUCAGAAUAAAGAAGUGAGUUGUGCUGUUUGUUCAGCAGAUUCUGAGAGGAAUAGUGUUGUCUACACAAGAUGGGGACGUUCUGACUGUCCUGCAGGCUCUCGGGUUGCCUAUGCGGGUCAGGCGGUUGGUUCUCAUUAUAACAGUCAAACUGGCAGUGGUGCCAAUGUCCUCUGCUUGCAUACUCGUGCUCUCUUUGGUCUAUAUGAUGUCUCUAAUCAUGACGGUGCCAGGCUGUAUGGCUAUGAAUAUGAACCUGGGGGCUUACGAGAUCAGGCACUCACGAGCCUUGGAAACCAUGAGGUUUCAUGUGCUGUGUGUGAGACUAUGGGAGCUCGAAGCAGUUUUACCAUUUUUGGUAGCUACAUUUGUCCAACUGGCUAUCACAGUGAUUACACUGGCUACAUGUUUGCACAUUAUUAUGGCGGGAGUAGCCAGCACAAAGGAGAAUUUAUUUGUAUUGAUCAAGAUCCUCAGUCUUAUGGACAAAGAGGCAGCUCAGGAGAUGACCAGGCACUGCUAUAUGCAGUGGAGCUGACACUUCUGUUUCUAGAUCACAUUAUUCACAUCAAGGAGGAGGCUAUAACUAUGUCUGCUUGGCAGCUGAACCCAAGAGAUAUAAUGAGGAUCCCUAUCACAGUGAUUUGA